AGCAAAGGCUUACUCUCCGAUCGAUCUCCUCUCGUGGCGUCUCCUUCGUGGUGUUGUAAGCGGACAUGGCGUAUAGGACUCUUCAACCUGUCUCUGUCCGUUCUCUGUGGGAAGAUGCUGUCUUGCGGUUGUCUCAGCUGAUCACUCAACCGAGAGAUUUCAUGAACCUUCGAGAUUUUGUUCUAACGCUGCUACUUAGCUACAGCUGGAAUACUGACCGGUUCUUGCAAAAUCUUGAAGAGUCGACAGAUGAGUUCUAUUGGCAUGUUAAUUUAUGCAUCUUUGAGCAUAGAGAUUCAAAAUGCUUCGACUGUGUGCAACAACGUUUCCAGGAUAUUGGAGAGGAUCUUUUCUUGAGCUAUGUGAGACGUAGUACACUUGAAGUUAGGCAGGCUGCUUUGGAGCAGACUUUGGAGAUGUUGAAUCCCUGUUGCGGAUGUCUUUGCGAAGAGCACGUUAAAACUCGCUUUCACUACAAACUGUUCUCCAGGUUCGGGAUGCUUUACGCUAUUCAAAAGUGCCUCUACUGUAAGAAAGUUUAUCCCAAAGACAUCGGGGAUAAACUUGAUUACAGCGGGAGCACUUUUGAAUAGAGGAAAGCAUUCCGAACCUGAAGGUGGACUUUGGUGAAGAGAAGAUAAUCCACUUUGUAAUUUGUUUUAAAUUAAGCUAAAAUUCAGUUUGGAAGGACGACUUUUGCUUUUGUUAGUAACUCUUUUCGGUUUUCUUGAUCUGCAUGAUGACGACUUGUAUUGACUAAAAACUGUUUUUUGUUUGAUAAACUAAACUGAGCAAU
Molecule: messenger RNA, 796 nt
Organism: Arabidopsis arenosa
Lineage: Eukaryota; Viridiplantae; Streptophyta; Magnoliopsida; Brassicales; Brassicaceae
Source: the annotation of a GenBank genome assembly